Messenger RNA from Podospora pseudocomata, 1728 nucleotides. RefSeq lists its product as uncharacterized. Lineage: Eukaryota; Fungi; Ascomycota; Sordariomycetes; Sordariales; Podosporaceae. The transcript is spliced from 5 exons. Gene Ontology annotation, biological process: transmembrane transport. The record is from RefSeq and is a predicted model, not a curated record. Gene Ontology annotation, molecular function: transmembrane transporter activity. Bases 1 to 1728 code for a protein of 575 amino acids. Gene Ontology annotation, cellular component: membrane.
AUGGCGACCGUUCUCACUCGAGGGAAGGCCCUGACCCGAGCCACUGCGCACGGAAGCGAAUUUGAGAAGAAGGAUUUCGAUGCCUCCUCCACAUCCGUCGCCUCUAUUCCACCUCUAGGGGAGCCCAUCGAGCGAAAGAAGCACUUCUGGCAGCGCAGCAAGCCAUAUGACUCGGAAGCCAUCGCAACACUUCCUAGUGUCUUUGACGAUCCAGAGACGGCUGAGAAAUACCAACCGCCAGCAGAAUGGGAAAAUACCCACCGCUUCGAUCCCCUCGCAAGAUGGACUUGGGGGGAAGAAAACAAACUGAUCCGGAAGAUCGAUUGGCGCAUCAUGGUCUGGGCCUGCAUCAUGUUCAUGGCUCUGGAGCUUGACCGUGCCAACAUCGGUCAAGCCUUGACGGAUAACUUCCUCCCCGAGCUAAAAAUGAACACCAACGACUACAACCUGGGCAAUACUGUCUUCAAGCUUUCCUUCCUCUGCGCAGAAUUGCCUUCUCAGCUGGUUUCGAAAUGGGUCGGACCCGACCGAUGGAUUCCAACCCAGAUGGUCUUGUGGUCCAUCGUUGCCAGCGCCCAGUUCUGGCUUAGUGGUCGUACCUCUUUCCUUGUUUGCCGUGCACUGCUGGGCAUGCUUCAAGGCGGCUUCAUCCCUGAUAUCAUCCUCUACCUGUCAUACUUUUACAAGCAUGCCGAGCUCACCAUCCGUCUCGGUUACUUUUGGACCGCAAUGAGCAUUGCCGAUAUCCUUUCGGCACUCUUGGCUCAAGGUCUCCUGCGUAUGCGUGGUGUCGAGGGUCAUGCAGGCUGGAGGUGGCUGUUCCUGAUCGAGGGCUUGCUGACUCUGAUCAUCGGUAUCAUGGCGUUCCUCUUGAUGCCUGCCGGUCCUUGCCAGACUGCUUCCUGGUUCCGAGGCAAGGGUAAGGAAGGCUGGUUCAACGAGAGGGAGGAAGUGAUCAUGGUGAACCGGGUGCUGCGCGAGGAUCCCAGCAAGUCGGAUAUGCACAACCGAGAGCGGAUUACCGUCGGGUUGUUGUGGAAGAGCCUGAAGGAUUAUGACUUGUGGCCACUUUAUGCGCUGGGUCUCGUCUUCCAGAUCCCCUUUGUGCCUGUUGGGCAGUAUCUGACUCUUUCCCUGAGAGGUCUGGGCUUCGAUACCUUCCAGGCCAACCUCUUGACGAUCCCUUACACCGUGGGCCACAUGAUCACCAUGUUGGCGGUGGCAUACGCAGCCGAAAAGUUCAGCAACCUGACAGCGCUAUCUGUCACCAGUCAGAUCUGGGGUCUGCCGUUCUUGAUCUUCUUCAACGUUGCCGACCUUGCCAACACCAACCGCUGGGUAAUCUACGCCGUGACGACACUGCUGCUGUCGUUCCCGAACCCCCAUCCUAUCCAGGUAGCGUGGAAUUCUCGAAACGCGAACUCGGUUCGGUCUCGUACCAUCUCGGCUGCCGUGUACAACAUGGCGGUUCAGACGUCGGGCAUCAUCUCCUCGAAUAUCUACCGAGAGGAUGAUCGAGCGUCGCUGUAUAAGCGUGGUAACCGACAGCUACUCGCGAUUCUGUGCAUGAACAUUGUUGUCUAUGCGCUGGUGAAGGUGUACUAUGUCUGGAAGAACAAGUCGAGGGAUAAGAAGUGGGCUGCCAUGACGGAGGAGCAGAGACUCGAUUAUCUGGCCACCACGAAGGAUGAGGGUAACAAGAGGUUGGACUUUAGAUUCGAGCACUAG